GUGGGGGGGUUCGUUCCCCUGGUCCGCCCGCCGGGGCUUCACGGGGGCUGAGCAGCCUUCGCGGCAGUCUUUGCUGCAGCUUCCCAGGGAACAGGAGGCUCUCUCGCUCACGCCCGAGCGCGCCGGCAGGGCAGCGUGGCCGCCUGAACCUUGGAAAGAGCCUGCUCGCUCAGCUUGCACGUGUGAACGAGGGGGCCUGGCUGGCCGAGACACGGGUCUACGCCCGGAAAGAGCGGGACCCGCGUCCCGGAGGCCCCCUGGUAGAGUCGGGGGAGGGAAGGGGAAGGUCCCCGUCAGGCCCCCGUCCCGCCGGAGGUAGGAGCCCGCCCACGCCGCAGGGCUCUAUGAACGAGGUAGCCAGCUGGGAGAACGCGUUAAGCUUUUGGAACGUGGGUAUCCUGGAGUCCUGGAUUCACUUUGCCUCCUCACUCUUCAGGACAGGGCGGAAGCCGUUCUUGUCCAGGACCUCAGCGGAGCCCCUGAAUGCCAGGCUUUGCUCAGGAUGGCCUGUUCCCCCCCACUGGCUGAAUCAUCAACAGCUGCCUUGACCCAGCCACUCAUCCCAGGCUCCCCCUACUCAGUGCUGGUCCUCCAGGAGGGCUAUUCCACAGAGUUGCCAGAUGGCACCACUCGGGCAGAUGGGACAGUGUCUCUGGUUAUAGGGCCACACCUCACCCUGGUGGACACAGGGGGGCCAUGGGGCCGGGAGCAGCUUCUGGCAAGGCUGGCAGAGCAAGGGGUGUCUCCGAGUGACAUCCGGCAUGUUGUCUGUACCCAUGGCCAUUCAGACCACGUGGGCAAUCUCAACCUCUUCCCCCAGGCGGAGCUGCUGGUGGGCAUGGAUGUCAGCCAGCCUGACGGGCUCUACCUCCCUACAGGGCUGCGCCAGGGCUGUCCCUACGUACUCCAUGCUGGGCACCUGGAAGUGCUGCCCACCCCCGGUCACACGGGAAACGAUGUCAGCCUGCUGGUGCGCGGCACCACCCUGGGGGAUGUCCUGGUGGCUGGAGACCUUUUUGAGCACUGUGAAGAUGAUGGAGAAUGGCAGCCUCUCAGCGAAGACCCGGCCCGACAGGCAGAGAGCAGGGCUCGUGCCUUGGCCGUGGCAGAUGUCAUUGUGCCUGGGCAUGGGCCGGCUUUCCAGGUCUUUAGGCCAGGCGCCUUGGAUCAGCCCUCGCCACCCCAAGCACAGAGGAGAUCGGAAGCCUCUUUGCCUGACACAGAUGCCCCUUGAGAGGUGUGUGUGACGAAGAGAGGAAAGGAUUGGAGGGGUGGCUGGAGGGGACAGGCAUGUUGGAAGAACUGGAGGAGGACACCCCGGAUUGGAUGCCAUUUGGGACUUGAAGAGUUGCUGGAUGGACCAGCCAUGCACUGACACCUGAGGAGCAGGGGAGGGGGCUGGAACUGAGCCCACUUGGGGAAGGGGGAUGGCCAGCAGCCUUGCUUAGGGAGAGAAGGCCAACCCUCCGACUCUCUGGGGUCCAGAUUGAUCGUCCUGACCAAACCUGGGUGUGCACGCACAUGCUAUCUCCUGCCUCUGUGCAUGGCUUUGCACGUUCCCUCAUGACCUCACAACGGCAGAGCUGGAAGGAACAUUGAAUCCAGCCCAUGUCAAGGAAGCACUACUGUGGGGAACUCUCGAUGCUCGGCUCUGCAGCUGGAUGCCUUAACCACUGAGCUACCCAGUCUCACUUGAACUCUCUUGCCGAGGGCACCUUUCCACUUUGUGGCCUGUGCCUUGCCCACAGAAGGCAGAGGGUGGGGCCAUGUGGGGCGGGCAGAGCAUUCAGGCUGUUCUGGGCUUUGCUUUGGUGGAAGCUUCCGUAACCAGCGUAUUGAGGGGAGGGUGGAGGCAUGGAGAGGAACUGCUGCCAGGCUGGAGGCUGUGCCAUCUUGAGUCCUGAUGUUUCUCUGGCAAGUGGCCGGCUGAGAGCUCAGCUCUGUUCCUCUGAAGCCACAGUGUGCCCCGGUGGGUCCACGUCUUGGCCCAAGGGGUGCCGGGCUGCACCUCGACCCGCCUAGCCAUACCUUGCCCCUGGCACUCAUCCAUCCCACCUGCUGGUGCUGGGAGCAAAGGUGGGGUUUAUGGGCCUCAUGAGGUGAGUAAUGCCAGGCUAAUGAGUGAGAAGAAGUCCCAAGGAGACCUGGCGCCACCGCUUCCCAGCCCCCCCUUGCCUCGGAGCCCCUCCCUGCCUCCCCCUAUAAGCCCCUCCUAGCCCGGCAGAGCC
Pogona vitticeps (central bearded dragon) is the source of this 2228-nucleotide messenger RNA. RefSeq names its product metallo-beta-lactamase domain containing 1 (gene MBLAC1). Lineage: Eukaryota; Metazoa; Chordata; Lepidosauria; Squamata; Agamidae. The record is from RefSeq and is a predicted model, not a curated record. Gene Ontology annotation, cellular component: membrane.